CAACAACCCCAUUUAUAUCUCUCUGCAUCAACAUUUACUCCCGUACUCCUCAACCAUGUUCUCACUAAUUCUGAAACUCCGCGUAAAUAUCUAACACCUUCUUCCUAUUUAAUUUCAUUAUAUCAGUCAAGAUCUCAAGCUGUGUAACACAUCCAACCCAACUUUCCUUUUUUCUUCGUUCAUAUAGUGUUUCUGUCUGAAUAGAAGGUGUGAAGAAAGAGAGAGAGAGAAGAUGGGGAGAGGAGGAGUAAAGGGUUUGCUGAUGGUGUGGUUAGUGGUGGUGUGGGGUUGGGCGUGGGCUUCUGCGGCGGAUAAUCCGGCGGAGGAAUGUAAGGAUGAUUUUCAGAAGGUGAUGUCGUGUCUUGAGUUUGCGACGGGGAAGGCGACGGUGCCGACGAAGGAUUGUUGUACGGCGGUGGAAGGGAUAAAGGAAGAUGACCCAAAGUGUUUGUGCUUUAUCAUUCAACAGACUCAUAGUGGUGGUCAGACCAUUAGGAGCUUAGGUAUACAGGAGGCUAAGCUCCUUCAACUUCCUUCUGCUUGCCACCUCAAAAACGCCACCGUUUCGAAUUGUCCCAAGCUACUAGGGCUACCUCCUGGCUCUCCAGACGCAGCUGUGUUCGAUGCUACUGGUAAUAACACCAGUAGUAAUAAUUCAUCAAACACACCGGCAACUCCGAAACCAUCAGACAUCUCCGGUGCGGGCGCCGGCGUCGGAACCACCACCAACAACUUGAAGCUGUUCGUUUCUUUCUUCGCAAUCGUCUUCUUCUAUGCACUGACGUAGACUUUUUCUUCUGUAAUAUUUCUCAUUCACUUCGUCUUCUCUUCUCUCUGAAUUUCUCUGAAUUUCUUGCUUUCUCAUUCUCUCUCCAAACUUUAUCUUCGCUUUAUAUAUUUCCUCAAAUGCAGUGUUCGAACUCGCAUCGCUUUUUAA
Messenger RNA from Carica papaya (papaya), 937 nucleotides. RefSeq names its product glycosylphosphatidylinositol-anchored lipid protein transfer 1 (gene LTPG1). The record is from RefSeq and is a predicted model, not a curated record. Lineage: Eukaryota; Viridiplantae; Streptophyta; Magnoliopsida; Brassicales; Caricaceae.